Molecule: messenger RNA, 1020 nt
Organism: Mercenaria mercenaria
Lineage: Eukaryota; Metazoa; Mollusca; Bivalvia; Venerida; Veneridae
Product: receptor for retinol uptake stra6-like
Exons: 8
Coding region: 1-1020 (339 amino acids)
Molecular function (GO): retinol transmembrane transporter activity; signaling receptor activity
Source: RefSeq, a predicted model, not a curated record
AUGUAUGGAAAUUCUAUGAGAAUUAUUAAGCGAAUACGCAAAGUUGGAACACAGAGUUUAAGAAGAGGUGGCGCAACAGUUAGCACAAUGAACAAUUUUCAGACUUGCUGUUUAAAACACGGAAGUCCUAUGAACAUUAUUGGGAAAUCGCAUCGUUUCCUGUACGCUGCCGCAUGGGGAUCUAUUGCUUUCCUUGCUACUGAUCUGAUACUUGGUUUUGUGGAGAUUGUUGAACUUUCAGGACCACCAUAUGUUACCGUGUUCAAUAAAGUACUGUCAAUGAUAAUUAUUGGUGUAGACUAUUUUCCAAUGUUUGCCGCUCUCGCUCUUGAAUCUGUCACUGGUUAUAUGAUUGGCACAGCCUACGCCUGGAUGUUACUUAUUGUGCAGAUAUUCACGGAGGCAGAGUGUGAGUUGGCUGCUCAAGCUCGGCUGGUUUUGUUUUUUCGAGACCUUCCUAACCUAAUAUGCCUCGGAUACUUGUCUGUCAGUCUGCCAGUGCGGGCUAUUUGGGCAUUACGAAAGACGUCAAUAGGGCUUAUAUCGUCGUCAGAAAGGGUAUCUGUCCUUAAACUGACCAAAAAAGCAGAAUUCUCGUCUGAAGCAAAGCAUGUGAAGAGAUUAUUGAAGCCACUCCCACCCCCAACAGAACCACCGUCAACAUGUAACGACAAACUGAUUGUAAUGUUGAAAACCUUUGUCAGUGACUGGAUAUACCAAAGUAAACACGGUUUUAAAUAUUCUGCAAGAAUGCUGUCCAUUAUGGUAAUCGGAUUAAUGUUGAUUUACAAGGUUACACUUGAGGUAACAGUAGUUAUUGUGUCAUUUUUGAAGUUGAUUCAAGAUUCGUUACAAAAAGAGUUGGCUGAAAUAGGAUGGUCGGCGAAGGCAAAUGAAACCCAGGAUACAUCUGAUUUAAGACAAAGAAUAUAUCUAUUUUAUAAUAUUCUUAUUGAUGUAAAGAAAAAUGUUAAAAAGAACAGUUUACAAAAAUCUAAAGGUUUAGAAGAAGUUUACUGA